GCCGUCACCUCGGCCGGCAGCGGCAAGCGGCAGAAGCGCGGCAAGAAGGCGCAGCGGCAGGGCGCGGUGGCGCCGGCGGCGCAGGUGGCGGUGGCGGUGGCGCCGGCGGCAGUGGAGGCAGCCGCAGCCAGGCCGCCGGCUCCGGACAAGGAACUGCUCGUGGCCGUGAGCAUUACGGAGCUGCCGCCGGGGGCGUCGCCGCCGCCGGCGUCCGUUGCGAUGGCCGCGGCGGUGCUGGCGCCGCCGCUGCCCGCGGUGGCCGCGGCUGCUGCUGCUCCGACGCCUGCCAGCGAGGGGGAGGCGGUGCAGCGGGCUCAGGACGAGGCCGCGGCGCCGCCACAGCUGGUGGCGGCAGCGGCCGCCGCCUUCGCGGCCCCCGCGGCGGAUGUGCCGGCGGUCGCGCCUGUUAUGGGUGAGGCGGAACUGGCGGCGGCGGCAGAGCCGAUGGCAGCAGCAGCUACUGCUGCUCCUGAGGCCGAGAUCAUUGAAGCUGUGGUGCCGGCAGAUGUGGAGGCCGACGCAGCGGCUGUGGAGGCGGCUGCGGAGGCGGAGGUGGCGGAGGCCGCAGCCGAGGUGGAGGCGGAGGCGCUGGAGGAGGCGCGGAUCGAGGAGCAGCUUGACGCUUUGGGGGCCCGGGAGGUGGCGGCGGAGCAGGCCGCGGCGGAGGCGGCGUUUGAGGCGGAGGCGCGGGCGGCAGCAGAGGCAGCAGCAGUAACGGCUGAGGCUGAGGCGGCAGCAGUCCUGGCAGCUGAGGCCGAGGCAGCCGCAGCAGCAGCGGCGGAGGCGGCAGCGGCGGCUAAGGCCGAGGCUGCAGCAGCAGCAGCAGAGGUGGCAGCAGCGGCGGAGGCCAAGGCGGCAGCUGUAGCUGAGGCUGAGGCGGCAGCAGCAGCUGAGGCCAAGGCGGCAGCAGCGGCUGAGGCCGAGGCGGCAGCAGCAGCUCAGCCACCGGCAGCGACGGCAGUAGCAGCCGUGCCGGCGACGGCGGCGGUAGCAACUGACGGGACAGUCGCGGACGCGGUGGCUCACGACGUGGAGGCGCUCAUGUCGGCGCUGGCGGCGGUAGAGGAGCACGAUGUGGCGGCGCAGCUCUUCGCCGCCCCGCCGCCGUCGCCGGCCGAGGGUGUUGGAGCGCACGGCGCCGGGGACGCUGCCGGUGACGCUGCGGCUGCGGCCGCGGCGGCCGAGGUGCGGUCGCUGGCUGUGGAGCUAGCGGUUGCGGAGGCUGAGGCGGCGGUGGCGGCGCAGGCUGAGGCCGAGGCGGCGGCGGCAACCGCAGCCGCGGUGCUUGCAGUCGCGGAAGCUGAGGCGGAGGCAGCAGCGGCCGCGGCGGCGGCGGCGACGGCGGCGGCCGCCGCGGCGGAGGCGCUGGUUGAGGCGCAGGCCGCCGCUGCCGCCGCCGCCGCUGCAGAGGUUGCGACUGAGCAGCAACAGGCCGCGCCGUCCCUUCCAUCCACCGCUCCGGCGACGCCUACAACUGCCACCUCCUCCACCGCAACCGACACCGCGUCCACCAGUGGCAGUAGUGGGAGCGGCAAGGCCGCCGCCGCCUCGGUGACAGGUGCGCUGUGGACCGUGGCGCGGGCGCUGUCAGAUGCGGGCAAGUGGCUCAACGGCGGCCGGCAGAAGUGACGCAGCGGUGCACCCUCUUCCUGGCGGCGAACGCGGGAGGACUGCGUGUAUGGGAAGGCGAGAAAGCGAUCUGCGUGUGUGUUGGGGUGUGCGUGUGUGUGCCGGAGGUACUGAACGGAGCAAGAGGAUGUGGCCCUUGCGGCUGUGCAACUCGGAUACCGGUGCAUAGAAACGUUUGUCGUCCGCGUUUCUUCUUCGUAGUUGAAGUUGGGGAGCGCUAGAAGCGAGUGCUCUCCUCAUGAACUGGCACGGAAGGAUUGGAUUCGCCCUGAGAAGAUUCCAUUGAGUAUGGGGGUGAUCGUGCACGUGGCCAUCGGACAGGUGCACAUGACUGUUUGGGUGCAGCCGUGUGCAUUGGCGCUGUAACAACGAAUCAAU
Molecule: messenger RNA, 2007 nt
Organism: Chlamydomonas reinhardtii
Lineage: Eukaryota; Viridiplantae; Chlorophyta; Chlorophyceae; Chlamydomonadales; Chlamydomonadaceae
Exons: 1
Coding region: 220-1629 (469 amino acids)
Source: RefSeq, a predicted model, not a curated record